Antechinus flavipes (yellow-footed antechinus) is the source of this 7091-nucleotide messenger RNA. It is a transcript of the gene KCNS2, whose product is annotated as potassium voltage-gated channel modifier subfamily S member 2. Gene Ontology annotation, molecular function: voltage-gated potassium channel activity; protein binding. Gene Ontology annotation, cellular component: voltage-gated potassium channel complex; membrane. Gene Ontology annotation, biological process: regulation of delayed rectifier potassium channel activity; protein homooligomerization; potassium ion transmembrane transport. The transcript is spliced from 2 exons. The record is from RefSeq and is a predicted model, not a curated record. NCBI's taxonomy places the organism in Eukaryota, Metazoa, Chordata, Mammalia, Dasyuromorphia, Dasyuridae. The coding region runs from base 1742 to 3175 and encodes 477 amino acids.
UGCUGGAACAAAACAUAAUAAAAACAUCAGUCCCUGCCCUUAAAGAAUUAGGGAAUAGAGAUCCCCUCACAAGGGGGUAGCCCUCACAAGUAGCUACUAUAUACAAAAUAUAGCUUGAUUAGAUGGUUUGAAAAUAAAGUGGUGCUACAAGAAAUCUGAAGGUAAAAGUUGUUACCAACCAAAGGAGUUAGAAAAGCUUCAAGAAGUGACAAGGAAAAAUUGUAGGCUUGAGAACAGCCUUUACUAAUGUAACAAAUAUACAACUGCUACACUACACUCACUCACAAAGCACCCUUAUUUAUAAACACAAAUUUCUUUUGUGUACAUAGAGUAAAUAUUCAUACAUCUUCCAUGUAUAUAUAUAGUAACCACCUUAUACACACACACAUACAUGUUACACACACAGUUCUCUUACUGCACACACGUACUACUCCUAUAUGUAUAAUAUAGCUUCCACACUGCAUAUACACAUGCACUCAGAACAAUCAGAUGCAGCAUUCACAGAACAUAGCUCCUACUCUAUACCUACACAAUACAACUUCUACAAAUAGCAAAUGCAUGUAAACACAGUUCCCAUAUUUUGCAGAGAAAGAACUCCAUGUUGGAGACAAUACACAUACAUAAAGCUUCCAGUUCUAACCAUCAAUACUUCGAAAAGUUAGGGGGGCUACCGCUUCCCGCUCUUGGCUCCUUUCUGUUCCUUUUCAUCCAUGCUGCCUGGGAAGCCUCCAGAAACUUUCUUCAGGCGGGAAAAAGGUUUGACACCUUGAACUCCUCAGCUGUCCGCCUCUGGCACAACCAGGGAAUAAGAAUUUUUCUCAAAUUGCAGUCCCCACCCCCUCUGCCACACACGUACUCCUAACCUGAUCUCUAUGUCCCUACAUCUUCAGUCCUGCCUUUUGGGAAAGAGAAAAGGCUAUCUGGCUCCCCACAAGACCGCGGAAAAUAAGGCCACCUGGGGCUAUCCAUGAUUCAGGGAAAAGGUUUGAUGGGAGGGGCCACGGCAAAGGGAAGUGGGCUGAGGCACCUGUGGGGUUCACGGUAGACUGGAGCGGACUCCUUUGGGGAAGAGAGUCAGUUGAGCGCUGAAGUGGGGGUAUAGGCGGUGGUCGCCAUGACGCCCAGGCUGAGUGCAGGAACCGCGGCUGUAGCUGCGGCUGCCGCAGCAGCAACAACGGCGGAGGAGGCUGCUGGAAGGGUCUGUGGGGAUCCAGGAGCUGUCCCUUCAGCACUACCCGCCUAGCCAGGCCUGGCCCUCAGAUUCCUCCAGCCCCGGGAGAAAGGAUCUUCUAAUCUCCCGCUGCAGCCCACACCCACAGAGACUGACUGACUGAGCGGGCAGCUCCAGCCUCCACAGAGGGAGCGGCUCUUGCUGCGGGGAGAGAGGGAAGUGGGUCUGGGGUCGGGGGUGAUUUCCCAACAGCCAAGGCCAAGGGGCAACCUGUCACCCCUGGACACGAUCAGCUGGCAGUUCUUUGAUCACCCAAGCCUGAAAGACAAGCAGGAGACAUCGCUCUGGAUCUUCCUGCUAGAUACACACACACACACACACACACACACACACACACACACACACACAGACACGCGCACACAGACACACACGAACAUCCAGUGGACAGCAUCAGCAACAGCAGGAGCAGCAAUGCUAAGAAGGUGGUCUGGGAAGUUUCGCACUUGGAUCUCCAACCGAUUCCUGAGACUGCAGGUGUAGCUCCCCGCCAGUGUCCCGGGUCUCCCCAAGAUGACGGGCCAGAGCCUGUCGGAUUUAUCCGAAGCCAACUUUGAGGAUUGCGAGAUCAGCGUCAAUGUUGGGGGUUUCAAGAAAAAGCUGCGCUCUCACACGCUGUUGCGCUUUCCAGAGACCCGGCUGGGCCGCCUCCUACACUGCCGCUCCAAGGAGUCCAUCCUGGAGUUGUGUGAUGACUAUGACGACGCGCAGAACGAGUUCUACUUUGACAGGAACCCGGAGCUCUUCCCCUACGUCCUGCACUUCUAUAACACAGGCAAACUACACGUGAUGGGAGAGCUCUGCGUUUUUUCCUUCAGCCAAGAGAUAGAGUACUGGGGGAUCAACGAGUUCUUCAUCGACUCCUGCUGCAGCUACAGCUAUCAUGGAAGGAAGAUGGAGCCCGACCAAGAGAAGUGGGAUGAGCAGAGUGACCAGGAGAGUACCACCUCCUCCUUUGAUGAGAUUUUGGCCUUCUACAAUGAUGCAUCUAAGUUUGAUGGACAGCCCUUGGGUAAUCUCCGGAGACAGCUAUGGUUGGCCCUAGAUAACCCUGGCUAUUCAAUUCUGAGUAGGGUAUUCAGCAUUCUUUCCAUCAUGGUGGUAUUAGGCUCCAUUGUCACCAUGUGCCUCAACAGCCUUCCUGACUUUCUGAUCCCGGAUAGCCAAGGCAACCCGGAGGAAGACCCCAGGUUUGAAAUUGUGGAACACUUUGGGAUUGCUUGGUUCACUUUUGAGUUAGUGGCCAGAUUUGCUGUGGCCCCAGAGUUCUUCAAAUUUUUUAAGAAUGCACUAAAUUUGAUUGAUCUCAUGUCCAUCAUUCCAUUCUACAUCACCCUGGUGGUCAACUUGGUGGUGGAGAGUUCUCCCACCUUGGCCAACUUAGGCAGGGUGGCUCAAGUCCUCAGGCUCAUGAGGAUUUUCCGCAUCCUCAAAUUGGCCAGACAUUCCACUGGCCUUCGGUCUCUAGGGGCCACCUUGAAAUAUAGCUACAAAGAAGUAGGGCUCCUCUUACUCUAUCUCUCAGUGGGCAUAUCAAUAUUCUCUGUAGUGGCCUACACCAUUGAGAAAGAAGAAAAUGAGGGUCUAGCCACAAUCCCUGCCUGCUGGUGGUGGGCAACUGUGAGCAUGACAACUGUGGGCUAUGGUGAUGUUGUUCCAGGGACCACAGCUGGGAAGCUGACUGCUUCAGCUUGUAUCCUUGCUGGCAUUCUUGUGGUGGUGCUGCCAAUAACUUUGAUCUUCAAUAAAUUUUCACAUUUUUAUAGGCGACAAAAGCAACUUGAAAGUGCCAUGCGCAGCUGCGAUUUUGGAGAUGGAAUGAAGGAGGUUCCUUCAGUCAAUCUACGGGACUACUAUGCCCACAAAGUUAAGUCACUGAUGGCAAGUCUUACCAACAUGAGCAGAAGCUCACCAAGUGAACUAAGCUUAAAUGAUUCCCUACAUUAGCCUGAAGGUCAGGCUCCAUCAUAAUAGUCAAGACCAUACUGAUGGUUGAGCUCCUUUUGUGCUGCUGGCAAGGCUCCAGGCUCCAUAGGGUUACAAAGAGAGGAGAAGAUAAAGUCUUUCCCUUUCAGUACCUUACCAUUCUAAAUGGAAGGAGAUGCCUGACCAGUGUACCCCCACUAUUGCUUCUACAGCAUAUAGAAUCCUUGCUAUGGGGUGGGGUGACUAACACUAUAUCAACUUUGCACUGAGAAAAAUGCUAAACUUUGUGCCUGAUGAGUAUCCUGAAUGCCAGUUUUUCUAUACAAAUCGUCCAUCAUGUACCCAAUCCUGGUGUUCCUGGUACAAUGCUGUCAGUUUGCACUUUUGUUUUCAUGUUAUCAUGUGAGGAUUGGAUAAAAAGUGUGUCUCUCCAGUGGGAACACUUGUGAAGUCAGCAAUGAAAAACUCAGAUUUCAACUUACAAGAAUGUGAAAAAAAAUUUCAGUCAUGCAUUCAUUUCUCAAUUUACGUCAAUGCUCAAAACAGAAAAUGUGAAAUUAAGCACAUAUCACCAAUGCAACUUUCUGUUUUCUUAAAACUUAAAUUUUAGUUCUGUGACUUUGCAUGGGUGCAUAUCAUACUACUGUUAUUUAUGCAAAUAUUACCUCCCUGGAAAUCUAAUUUACUCAGUUUACACAUACACAGUGUCUAACUGAUCCUACUUCAAGAGCAAAAGCAUCGGGAAAUUACUGUUAGUCUAAAAUCAGGGACAGAUCUGAUCCUUAUGAGGCUCUCUGGGUUUUUUGAUGUGAAAAAAAAAAAGUAGUGAGUUUCUCAUUUCUGGAUGAUUGAAAGUAGAAGCUGGAUAUCCACUUGUUAGGAAUGACGUAGAGGGAUUUCUGUUACAGGAAUGGGUUGAAUGGGAUAAUCUCUAGGAUUUCUUUCAACUUGAAUUUCUUAUUCUUUAUUGAGAGUCACAAUCAUGAAGAAGGCAUCCUGUUUUCCUAAGAGUCUUUCCAAUGCGGAUCCUGUCUUGGGCCCAGUAUGCAUAGACCAAGAAUGAAAAGAUUUUUUUUCAGACUAUAUUCCAUGUUCUAAACAAUUUUACCAAAUAUUGCUGGGUCAUAGGAAUUAGCAAUUUUUUUAUUUGUCUUUUUUAAGAGUGUGGAUUUGGUUAUUCUGCCUCUUCUAAUUCCUAAGGGGUUUAUUUUAAUAUCUUAUAAAAGUAAAUAUUUCAUAUUUGAUAUGAAAGACAGUAGCUUGGAAACUAUCUUUCAGUAUUCUCCUCUGAAAUUUCAUUAAAAAUGAGCGCAUGCUUAUUUCAAAGCAAGAUUUUGCUUCUAGGAUUCAUAAUUUUUAUAUGAUACUAUAAUUACCUAGUAAGGGGCUUCCCUCUUUGCAAUGGGGAACUCAUGGAACAUAAGCAUGUACUCAGAAUACAGAUGAUAUAUGCAUGGAGUAGGCUGCAGGGAAAUAUUAUAUGUAUCUAUAUCUAUAUUUAUAUAUUGAAUUAACUGUCUUUGUUCUGGGAACAAGGUAGGGUUAAAAAUGGGGAAGGGAAAGAAGUGGGAAAAUUGAAAAGGAAAUAGAAUUAUAAAAUAUUACAACUAAUUACAAACUUUUAAAAAGUUUAAUGCUGCAUAAAGUACCUUGAAACUUUUAAGCCUAUUGAAAAAAGGUUAAAGGGGUACAUAUAUCCUACUUCCUGUGGUUCUCAGAAACUCCUUUCUGCUCUUUGCUCCCUGAUUACAGGAGCCCUGGGCUAUCACGUAAAAAUGUGGAUGGAAUACUGAGUCACUUUGUAUAACUGCUCUGUAUCUGUCAUAGUAUAUGUUGUGUGAUUGUUUCCAAAUUGACUUCUAUUGUAUGUCUUGUAAAGAUUGUGUCAAGUGACAUAAGCAUGGAGUUAGCCAGGCUCAGAUCCUUUAUUUUUAUGUGACUUUUACCUAAAUUACUGAAGUUUGUAUGACUUGAUUUCCUCACUUAAUAGAUGGGGUCCAUAUUAACCUCAUAGGACUGCUGUGAGGAACCGUUAGUAUCUGAAAAGAUUCACAAGAUGUCUAUGGGCUGAGUUACUGUUUUUUACUAAGGGAAUUUUGGCUUGAGUGAUUUUCUAAAUGCAUAUGCACUUCUGAUUGUAGAUGUAGGUUCAACUUCACUCAUCUGGACGGAGAUUCAUAGUAGGUCACCUCCCAAUAGCUAAUGGACAAUAUCUCUGCCUCUCUUUUGCUGUCUCUCUAUCUCUCUGUCUCAUUGUUUCUCUGUCUCUCUCUAUCUCUCUUUCUCCCUGAUUUUGUUCUACUCCUCUUCCUGUUUUCUCUUUCCUCUUACACACACACACUAUGAAAACCUGAAAAGACAGAGAUAACAGAUUGAGAAGUUUAGUGCUAUUUCAUAGAUGUUUGCAGUCAAAAUAUCUGACUCUAGCCAGUAUUUGCAGAGAUAAAAAGUCAACAGUUUACAAAAUCACCUCUAGAGUGGUUGAAAGGUAGGUGAUGGUAGCUGAUGUACCACGUGUGCCCAAGAAUGUUUUCACUUGCUAAAACCAAUUUUAUGGGGUUCCAUAUUGGGUAUUAAUUCCUUAUUAUAGGCUUAUCUGCAGGGAGGCAGGACAGUACUCAGUUGCUCUAGAUAGAAUAUUUUUUUCCAAACACUAUUUCAUUAUAAACGAUAAGGUGUUUCUGACAGUUGUAUCCAUUUUAAAUAAAAAAGCUGAAAGGUUCACAAUUCAUUGUGGAAACAAUUUGCAUUUAUAUGGUGCCUUUCACCUGAGGGAUAUCCCAAAGUGCUUUUAGAAAUUGUUUUUAACCUCUCAUAUUUAUUCAUGUAGAAAAGGACUUUGUUCCUUCCAGAAUCAGUAGUAAAUCUAAAAGAACAAGUUUAAUAAUGCUUUCUAAUAACCCAAAGUAAGUCUCAAAGCAGCAUGUCCAGAAGGAAGGAAGACAAACCUAUGUGGCUUCAAAAACAGAUUUCAUUUUAAAGAAUGACAAAUAACUUAAAUUAAUCUGGGACCCAGGGAAAAAUUGUUCUUCCUCUCUGAAAUGGCACCAUCAAAUCAUAAUGUCAACAUCUAGUUCAGACUUGGGCUUCCAAAUUCAUCUAUAAAAUAAUAUUUUAAGUAGAAAUCAUCUCCUCUUGUUACAAAACUUGAUUACAUUUCAGACUACAAAGGAAAAACUUCAUGAGGACUAUUUUCUGUUUCAUUUUUAUAGAGUGCUAGCUUUAGGCAUCAGCCCUGCCAAUCUGACCUACAAACCUGGUUUUUAAUUCCCAUUUAAAAUAAUUCAUCUAGAGGAAGAGCUCAGUUCACAAGACUGUUGUUUGGUAGAUGUUUUGGGGCAAAGAAAGAUUUUCUUUGCUAUGACAAACCUUUAAACUACUUGGAGCUUAUUUUGGAGGAAACAAAGGGGCCCUUUUUUUUAUUACACAGUACAUAUGGUGGCUUAGAAAGUUUUAAGUUGUCGAAAUGUCACUAUUCUGCCUGAGCAAAUUAUUUGGUUGACAUGGAUUAAAUGGUUUCAAAUUUGAGUUUUUCUUUUAAAAAAUCAACAAAAACAAAACCUAAUAAUAACAUCCCCAAGUUUCAUGGGUUUGCCACAAGACAGAGGCAUUUUGUAAUGCCUAACUAUAAACGGUUUGAAACCCAGAAGGUGAUAAUUGGUAAUUAAUACUUGGAUUUAUUUCUACUUGUCUUAUUAUUCAAAUAAUUUAACCACCUGCUAAUUCUCUUCUCAUUUAAAAAUUAUUUGUAUGUACUUUGGGUUAGUGAAUAUCUGUGCCGGCUGUUUGUUAUGUAUUUUAAAGGCUCAACUUGUAUUUCUUGUGUGUUUUAUCAGCAUGACCUGUUACAGAGUUGUAAUUUUAAAAAUUGAGAACGUUGUAUUUAUGAUGUCAGUUUUAACACUCAUUAACACACUACUGUGCAAGCAUUUACUGA